AACUAGAGUCGCCCCAGUGUGUGUCCCAGCACCACAGACUGUGCAGUAAAGCUGGCAGGCCCGGCUAUUUCGGAGGGGAAACACACUUCCCUGCUUCCAAGGAGAAGGUCCGCACGCUAUGUAGCAUCUGAGGACGUUGCGUAGAGCGCUUUUCAGCCCAGCAGCAUCUCCCUGGGAGCAAGGACUAAAGGCUGAGGCCGAAGCACAGGGGCGCUAGGGCCUGUCCGUGGCGCAGCGUCUCCCUCCUACCCCAGCAGACUGGCCGAAGCAGCGGGGCCGCCCCCACGCGCCAGCAGGCCUAUGCUCCAGUUUGCCUUAAAUAACCUUGAGGUGCUCCUGGGACAGUUUCUCUUGCUGACAGCCUGACUUUCUCAUCUUUUGCAGCCUGUGAUCCACGGAUAUUAUUAAGUGAAACAAGAAACAUUGAAAAUGUCUCAGGAUCCUACUAUUCCACAUACAAGUGAGGAAAAAUCAAGUAAUUCAGAAGAUAUCCAAGAGGACAGCUUGAACAACCCAGAUCAAUCUGUGAGAGAGAGGAUACGACCAGGUACCUCAAGUCCAUACAGAUGCAACAGAGCUCAAUCAAGUCCCCCUCAGGUUGUAUCGAUGGAAGAGCUGAUGGAAACAGCAAAAGGAGUUUCCAAUAUGGCGUUAGCACAUGAAAUUGUAGUCAAUGGAGGCUUCCAGAUUAAACCAGCUGAAUUACCAGAAGGCAGCCUGGAGAAAACUGUAAAAGAGAUUGUACAUAAAGCUUUUUGGGACUGUCUGGAAGCCCAGUUAAGUGAAGAUCCACCAACAUAUGAUCAUUCAAUUAAACUUGUUGGGGAGAUUAAAGAGACUCUUCUAUCUUUCUUAUUGCCUGGUCAUACUAGAUUAAGAAAUCAGAUUACUGAAGUUCUGGAUCUGGAUUUGAUAAAGCAGGAGGCAGUGAAUGGGGCCCUGGAUAUUUCUAGGCUGGCAGAAUUCAUCAUUGGAAUGAUGGGGACCCUUUGUGCUCCAGUUAGAGAUGAGGAAAUUAAGAAACUGAAAGACAUUCAUGAAAUAGUCCCACUAUUCAGAGCAAUUUUCUCUGUAUUAGACUUAAUGAAAAUGGACAUGGCUAACUUUGCUAUCAGUAGCAUUAGGCCGCAUUUAAUGCAACAAUCUGUUGAAUAUGAAAGAGAGAAGUUUCAGAAGAUUUUUGAGAAACAGCCAAAUUCUCUAGACUUUGUCACCGACUGGCUGCAAGAAGCAUCAGAUGAUCUUGCCAAUUUGAGGUGUAAAAAUUCACCUUCCCCUGGUGUUGGUGCUGCUGCUAGUGGAGUUCCUGUUUUGUGUCCUGCUGCUGUACAGAAUUGGGCAUAUCUAAAGCUGCUUAAGUGGGAUCAUGUGCACAGGCCUUUCCCAGAAACACUGUUAAUGGACCACACCCGCUUUCAGGAAAUGCAGCUGGAGCUGGAACAGCUCACCUUGACUGGUGCUAUCCUCCUGGUCAUGUUCAACGUAGCGGGUGCAGUACUUUCCAAUCUGCCAGGGUUUGCUGACAAAAUCAAAACCAUUAUAAAGGUGUUGUUGACGGGAAUGCAUCUUCCCUCCUUUAACCUGAGUGAAUCUUUGGCUACUGUUGGUGAGAAGGUCUGUGCAGAAGUUAAUAGCUGUCUUUCCCAACAUGGAUUCACGCCAUUCACAGCUGAGAAAGAGAUUGCACUUAAAGGACAGAUCCAGACAUUGGGAAACUCUGACAACACCAUAUGCAAAUUGAUAGAUUCUCGAAUCCAGGCAUUUUUGGAGAGCUAUCUGACUUCUGGUCAUCAGAAAUCAUUUCCUGCUAUUCCUGGGGGAUUAGGCCCUAUUCAAAGAGAGAUGGAAGAAAUUGCUGUCAAGUAUGUUCGCCUUGUCAACUAUAACAAGAUGGUGUUCAGCCCGUACUAUGAUGUGAUCCUCAGCAAACUACUGAAUAAGGCAGAAUCCCAGUUGUUAGAGUAAUCAGAAGAAUUGUCAUACCAGUUUGCUAUCUAGAUAGUGUUAAUUUUGUCUGCUAAAAAAAAUUGCAACUAACUUGGCUUUGGAAAGUGGCAUUCCAUUAAAACGUAGUUUUAUUACUGUAACUCAAUAGCACUGAUUCUGAAGGGGAAAAUUAUGUAUGAGUUGGGAUAGGUGCUUUGAAUUAAAUGGUAAAUUGAUGCAUUUUUAGCAUAAGUAUUCAUGCUGAAGGUAUGUUCCUUAAUUUUAUGGCUGUAGUUUUUGCUACUGAGCAGAUGUUAGAUAAGAUUAAGCAAUUGUACAACCAGACUGCAUUUUUAAAUUGCUGAUUUUGUGGCGGGGGGCUUUUUGUAGCAUUCUAACUCUCCAAUUUACCAUGAAGUUAAUGUAUGCGUUCAUCUAGAGAAGAUUAGCAAAGGUCUCUUCCAUACUGAGUGAUUUGGCCUUCCGAAAUCCUGUUUUAACAACUGAAGAAAUAAUUUAAAAUGUGAGAUGUAAGAAACUUGAAUCAUGGUGGUUAAGAGCAGGCCCAAACAUAGCACUUUAUUGUAAUAGUAUAAGGCUACUAGUCUUUCUGCUAAUCACAUUUUUUCUAUAGCAAAUUUUGCUCUCUAUCUGCAAAUAAGUUACCAAAAACAUGAUAUGAUUAUAUUUUGUAGUGAAUUUUCUGGUUAUCAAAUAACUGUCGUCUUUUAUGUAUAGUGUUACAAGGGUGACCAGUCUAUAAGAUUGCAGCUGUAUUUCUCUCUUUGUAAAACUUUCAGGUGGCCAAGAGAGAAAUGUUUUGAUAAGAAUGGCAUUUCUUGCCUUUCUUUUGCUGGUAGUUAACUUUUUUAAAUUAGUAUUUCAUAUAAAAAGGAGUCAACAUUUUCAGAAGAUGGAUAAAGACUUAUGCAUUGAAUUUCAGGCAUGAGGAAACUUCCUCUUUUUUUCUAAAACUGUGUGACUUAUGAGACAAUUAUAUAUGCUCAUAGUUUCAGAAAUAUCACUGAAAUUGAAACAUACCAAGACUUUAAACAGUAACUUUAAAAGGUAUAUUAGGAAAUGAACUAUUUAAAGUUCACUUGAAGUCAUGGGAGAUUAUUAUUUAGUGUUAGAUGCUUUUUCAUGUUUUACAGAUGUUCUUGAACUCAAAGUAUUUUAGAUUCUUGAGAAGAUAACUAGCAAGAUUUUCUCUAAAUGCACUCUGAAGGACUUCUGAUCUUAGUAAUUCAUAAAAUAUGGAAAUUUAAACUUUUCUUGGAAGUAAAUUUAAGGUUUAGGACAGUGAAAAGCAAAACUGAAACUUUUUUCAGCUGCUAGAACCCAUCAGGCUGAGUAAGAAAUAGUUGCCAAAGUUCUUAGCAUCUCAGAUAAUAUAAGGUGAAGUGAGCUCUUGUUAAUAAAUGAUAGGCUGGUACCUUGUCCUAAGAGUUCUGGGGGGGGGGGGGCACGCUAUGACAAAAAUAGAAUAUUUACUGUAUUCUAAAAUGAAGAAUUUACAAGAAGGCCAUUUUUUGACACUAUUGAUUAAUAAAAUAAUAAACUGGUUGACUAGUCAGUCACAUUCAACAGAACAGUGGUAAGAAAGGAGGUACCCAUUCUAAUACUUACACUUCCCUUCACAUUUUGAAAUUUCAUUAGUUCCUAGGGCUUGAACUGAGAGCGGAUGUACGGCUCUAACAGUUUUCUGCUCUUUGGGGAAGAUGGAAUAAAAUAACAAUAGCUUUACUUGCUUGAUGUAUCACCACAUUAGUGUAUUAAAUCAAACUUUGGUUGCACAAUGCAAAACAAAGCUUACCUCAUUUUUACAAUUACGAAACUGCCAACAAUAUUAGGAAACCAUUUUCUUUGUUGGAUGGUUCUUUUGGCUGAAUGCCUGAAAAUAUAUAUAUGAACAUUCUUUAGUAAAUUGAAAAUAAGUAGCUUAA
This is a messenger RNA of Gopherus evgoodei (Goodes thornscrub tortoise), 3872 nucleotides long. It is a transcript of the gene TCP11L1, whose product is annotated as t-complex 11 like 1. Gene Ontology annotation, biological process: signal transduction. The coding region runs from base 430 to 1965 and encodes 511 amino acids. Lineage: Eukaryota; Metazoa; Chordata; Testudines; Testudinidae. The transcript is spliced from 11 exons. The record is from RefSeq and is a predicted model, not a curated record.